Phytophthora infestans T30-4 is the source of this 12453-nucleotide messenger RNA. RefSeq names its product vacuolar protein sorting-associated protein, putative. Gene Ontology annotation, cellular component: extrinsic component of membrane. The transcript is spliced from 13 exons. Bases 1 to 12453 code for a protein of 4150 amino acids. The record is from RefSeq and is a predicted model, not a curated record. Lineage: Eukaryota; Oomycota; Peronosporomycetes; Peronosporales; Peronosporaceae. Gene Ontology annotation, biological process: protein targeting to vacuole; protein retention in Golgi apparatus.
AUGUUCGAGACGCUGGUGACGGGGCUGCUGACCAGCGCGCUCGGAAACUACAUCGAUCCUAAAUGUUUCAGCAGUGACAAAAUCAACGUGGCAGUGUGGUCGGGCUACGUGGUGCUGACGGAGCUGGAGGUGAAGCCCGAUGCUGUGGCGGAUCUGCCUGCUAUCAAGCUCGUACGUGGUCUCGUCGGCUCCAUCGAGCUAAAGAUCCCGUGGAACCGGCUACAGUCCGACUCGGUGGUGGCCACGGUGGACGAUGUGUACUUGCUGCUGCGCACGGAGGAGGAUAUCGACGCCGUGAUGCGACAGAUGGACGAGUUCACGCUCAAGAAGAAGGUACUCGAGGAGCUCUACGCACAGGCCAAGCAGCAGGAACAGACGGCCGAUGGAUCUGACACAGACAGAAGCGAGGACGGAUUCGCUGCCAGAUUAGUCAAUAAGAUCAUUGAUAACUUGGAGCUGCACAUUCGCCGUAUCCAUAUUCGAGUGGAGGACCACAGCUCGGGGGAGCAUCCGUUCGCCCUGGGACUCACGAUUGAGUCAGUACACGUGCAGUCGACAAAUUCAAACUGGCAACCGUCGUACGUGGACUCGUCCAAGAGCAACGAGCCGCGGAUUUUCAAAAUUGUGGAGCUCAAUCACUUGAGCGUGUACUGCGAUCCGGACUGUGAACUGCAGCGCGACCACAAAAUCGACUUUGAGACGUGCUCGGCGGAAGCGUUUUCCAGUGCAUUUAGCCGCUCGAUCCCGAAGCGGUUUGAUGACAGACACUAUCAUCAUAUGCAGCUGUACCCGGCUCCACAACAGCACCACUUUAUACUGAAGCCCAUUGAUGCCAGUGCGAGGCUGAUUGUGAACCGCGACGUGUUCGAUGCAAAUGUACCGAAGUUUGAGGUCGAUGUGAAUGUUUCUGAAGUGGCUUUUCGAUUGGAGGAGUCGCAGUACUGCGAUAUGCUGUACCUGGCGUCUGCACUGCAGAUUCCCGACCACUACACGAAGUACCAGCGGUAUCGGAAGUUUAGGCCGCAGGCAGCAGUGUUUGAUGAGCCUGUAGAAUGGUGGAAGUACGCGAUCACUUCAGUUAUGGAAGACAGGAAAAUGAAGAAGCAACAGUGGGCCUGGGGCUUUAUGAAGGAUCGGCGUGAGGAUCGAAAGCACUACGUGAGUUUAUGGCAGCAAAAAUCACGUCACUUAUUGGAGCUGGCAGACGUGGAUUAUCUGUCGUCUUUUGAGAUUGACUCAGGGCUGGAAAAGAUUGAACGGCGUCGGAGUGUGGGAGAUUUGUUGUUUUUUCGUUACUUAGCCGAUCUCGAGGUCCGAAAAUUCCAAGCCUUGAGUGCCACUGCUGUUCGACGCCGGUUGCCAACGCCUCCGACGCACAAACCUCAAGGAUUUUCGGAUACCGACUCGGUAGAUACGGAAUUCACCGAGUCUAGUGUGCCGGCCGAGGUUCGGUAUCGAUCAUGGGGUGCGUGGAUGUUUGGGUGGACGUCGAAGUUGGCUACGCCUUCUGCAGACGGAGACUCAGGCCAAACACCCCAACGGAUUAUCCCUGAAGUGGAGCUUCGAGAACUGUUCAAGAUAUUAGAAGAGCCUUCGCGGCGUUCGAAGAAGCGGAUGCACAAGCAUCGUGAUCUGGGUGGGCAGGAUGAUGCUUUUGAAAGUGAGUCUCAGAUGGAACUCAGCGAGCUUUAUCGAAUCACUGUGACUUUGCAGCGUGGAUCUCUCACCCUAGCAAGUGACCCAGAAACAAAUACAACGCUGCUCCGCGAUGACCCAAGCUACGGGCGAAAGUACGCUCCUACUGACUUCCUACUUGGGACUUUUUCUCAGUUGCAAGUGGCUGCAGUGGCGAAGGAUGAAACAGUGGUUGUGGAUGUGUCAUUGCAAUCUAUUGAGGCAUUCGAUGAAAGCGCAGAAAGCUCAGCAUUUUCUCGCCUUCUUAGUAGAAAGCAGAUCAUUCACUCGACUGGCGAUGGAGACGACGUCAACGUUAGCAAACUGUCUGGUGUUGUAUUCCUGAUGAGUAUUGAGAUAAAUCCGCCAAAUUCUAGCGCAGAUGCUUCAUUGUUUAUUCAUAUGGAGCCUCUGGAAAUCGUCUUGUCACCCACAGCACGGUGCUGGGGCCGCUUGACGAAGUUUAUGGACACUCCUGCGGGCUUGGAAUUAUGGGAAGAGCUAGAAGUCGCGUCAUUCAAUGACAUCGUCAAUUUUAAGACUCGGACCGAAGCUAAACUGGAUUACGUGAUGGAGAAUCGAAUUGCACUCGCCGUGGACCUCCGUAUUCAGGCACCAGUCAUCAUUAUCCCGGAGAGUGACACCGACUUUAACUGUGCUCGUCUCGUGGUUGAUCUAGGACGAAUUAAUUUUCGGACCGAUCGUCUUGGUCAAAUGGACAGUGAGCGUGUGAACAUGAGCUCGACUGGUGGCCCGCCAUCGAGUAGGUCGGGAUCAGGAUCCCUAACACUCCACAGUCCAUCUCAGUUCCGAGGUGUAAACUCGAACACGUCAUUUGUCCAGCAGUUAUAUGAUGAAGCGGAGAGGGGAGAGGGAGCUAUUCGCUGGAAGGAGGAGUUUUACGACAAAUUCAGCCUAUCUGUGGCUAACAUUCACGUGUUGUUGAUUCCUCAUGGGAAGACGAGUCGAGCUCAAGACAGUGAUGCUGGAAGCAGCGGAAUCAACUAUCCAUCGGCUUCCCUUCCGCCGUAUCUUGCGAAUAUUUAUGAUGAGGAGCAAGAGUACGAGUUAGUUGAGCGCUUCAACAUCAACGUCACCGUUCGAAUGUCAAUUCUGCCGCUUGAUGCGACCCUGACACGAUUUUACGUCCAUGCAGACCUCCCAGCGUUAACGUUCAAUUUGUCUCUCGAAAAGUACUUCCAGUUGGUAACUCUGACUGAUCGCUUCAGCUUGGCAAACGCUGAGCUACCGAAAAAGUCACAGAAGUUCUCGGAUGGAGGGUUGUAUUCGCUAGAUGAAGUUUAUGGAAAUGCUCAUGCGGGUAUGUUAAAUCCGGACGACAGAUAUGAGGCCAUGAGAAGUGGGAGUUAUCUCAGCACGUCAGCACUAAAGCAGUUCGUGCUCAAUGAUACCGAAAGCUCCCCGCCAUCUGUUACAGGUGCAUCGCCUGGUGAUGCAAGAGACUCGGACGAAAAUUCGAGCGUUGAAAGUGACGACACGUGGUUUAGCAUCACUAGUGGCAACCUGGAUCAAAAUGCUUUCGCUAUCAGUAGCGUUUCUUCACGAUCAGAGAGGAGAAGUCGAAAGAGACCUCGGCCAGAUAUGCCUGGCGGAACAACGAAGCUUCUCGAUCGACGAUUAAUGGUGUGCUCCUUCACUAUUCCUCUGAUAUCGGUGGAGCUGAAGAAGCCUCGGUCUUCUGCAGUGUCUUCGUAUGCUUCCUACCGCUACGAUACGAGUGAUUUUGAUGAUGAUCCUACCGACAAUGGUUCCAUUCUGGUGAAGCUGCAAGGUUUUCGAAUCCGGGUUGGCCAAAAGACUUUGUCAACCCAAUUGAACAUGAGCUUGAUGUCGCUUGAGGUUGAAGACUUUAUUGAUGCUACUGGUCGGUCAACACAGUAUUUGCUGUUCUCGUGUCCGACGAUUGCUGCUCCGUUUUCGAUAAAAGCACCGUUGCGCCGAGGUGGGAAGUUUCCUGGUUACUCUACCCAACGCCGGCGACCAACAAGGCAACGAGAACGAGUAAUUUCUUUCCGACCUGGUGGCACGAAAGGAAGCGAUGGGUCGCGAUCGAGAGCACCAGAGACGUUGUUAGAACUUGGCUUCAGCUCCGUAAACGAUCAAAAGAGCGGUAAAGAGGUACUCCGGGACGUGGAUGUUCAACUCGGCUCGGUGCAAUUCAACUUCGACCAGUCAUACGUCUGCUCACUAUUGGAUUUGUUCGAGGAAUCAUCUUCUCAACUUGCUCUGCUCACACCAACUAUUAAGCAAGAGUACCCGAUGUCGGUAAACCUGACGGAGUCUGUUCGUGCAGAUCUGGAGCUGGCCAGAAAGAAUCUGUUUGAGCAGCGACCGAAUGAUCGUGAAUCACCCACGCUGGACGGUGGAAGAAACCGUGCUCCUGUCGCGCUGAAACUGGGUGUCCGACUCCACUCAGUUUCUGUAUGCUUCUCCGAUCGUGGAGAAUCUGUAGCGUCCGUUGCGGUUCUUGAUUCCCGAGUUCAGGUUGGCACAGGGGAGGCGAGUCAGAUAAAUGUGUCGUGUUUGAUCGGCGAUGUGAAAGUGUUUGAUCUAUCCUCAAAGAAGCUUCAAGAUGAUGAUUUUGGGAUCAGUGGCGCUGCAAUGCGCGGGUUUGAGACCUCAUCAUCAGACUACAUAGAGAUAUUUGGAUUGGAUACUUCUGCGGUGUUUUCGACGGAUGAAACGAGUCCUCUGUUGAGCGGCGACCACCAUGAUAAAUCCAGCCUUUGCUUGUCAGUGCAACCUGUUCGUCUGCUAGCACAACCCGAAUUUGUGGAAAGUCUUGCAAACUAUGUUGUUGAUGGACCCCUCCGAACCCGCUUUCAGCCGAAGCAUGCUGAUUUGGGAGAAGAACGCGAGCAUAAGCGCACAGUCUCGUUGGGCUCCGAGUUUCAGUUAGCUCCACGUUUUUCUCCGGUUUCUGAUCAGCCGCCAGGUAGUGUGACUCCGUUUUUUGAUGCCGUGGAUGCCUCGAACCGGGAAGCUAGACAAUUCAACUUUGAAGCCAACCACUGCAAUGAUUCUGCAGAGGGAAACGGCGUGGCGUUUAUCCUUGCCGGCAUUCUUGACAACUAUGACCUGGACAUCAAGCUCUUUCACCCGCAUAUUGUCCUUCCCUCGACUCAUAUACAAGUGUCGCUGCAAUCGCAGCCGUACCGAGGUAUCGUAUUAGACUUCGGGACGAUAGCAAUAACAUUGCGGCGGGAAGUGUCUGAAGCUUUACGUGGGGCUCCUGAACGUGCACCGUACCAAGCCACUGUUGCUGUUAACAGCUUACAGAUUACCUCCCUUGCGGACCAAACUGCAAUCCUUGACCGAUCGGGCUUCCAAGUGCGAUGCAAUGUUCCUGCGCUGGCGCUGGAAAAGAAUCUUGACGAUGGAGAACACAGAAGCGCCGCUGGAGGUAUUGCUGUAGAUGUGAAUGUUUACCCUGUCUGCAUCAAUGUCAGCGAAACGAAUGUGCAGUUGACGCUGGAAGUCUUUUACGAAGCGAUUAUUCCGGUGUUUGAUACCGUGCAAGGAGUACUUCAUCAGAUUGAAAGCUCUGAGGCCGCUGUUUUGGAAUCUGCGGCUGUUGAUUCGGCGAAAUGGGGGCAACUAACAGUUGACUUCUUUCUUGAAGAAUUCAAGGUUGCUCUUAUCUCGUAUUCGGAGGCGCCUCACCAAUUUGAGACGUGGAUGAAAAGUGUACUUGAUAUCCCUGACGAGAUAUCGUCACGUGAGAGCAGUGGUGGAGCUUCAUCUGCAACUCUGGGACGCGCGUAUCCGCAGCAUUUUAUGGGGCGGCGAGGGAGUUUUCCGAACGAGAUUCCGUGUUGUGUGAUUGGUGAGCUUGCUUUGGUUGCGUUCGGGGCAAACGUGACUCUGAGUUUGAAGGAUACUCCCUUGGACAACAGCGAAGCACAGGUUCAAUGUGAAUUUUCUUUACAAGAAGCUGUCAUCCGUGACAAAAUUGCUGAUUCCAAGGAGUUCUUGACUCACUUAUUUGGGCCUGUCCCUGGAGAUAGUUUGGAACGCACAGAUUCUCGUACUUCUAUUGCGUCUGAUAACUCUUCGUUUUCGUUUUUACCGCGGGAUGAAGUGUUUCCAGCAUUACUCCACCCUUCAGCGUCGCAAUUGUCAAGGCUAGACGUAUCGUCAUCGCAACUGAGUGGGCGAUUACUGAGCAAACAGUGCGAUGCAGGUGAGAGCGGAUCUGCUGUCACGAUGAAUUCCUUGGAACUAUCUGUAUCGUCGGCGCGCUUCGUUCUUCUUCCGCGAACAAUGCUCCGACUGGAGCACUUUGUGCUUGACGUGUUCUUGGCGGCUAACAAGAAAUGGAGCGAACUGGAGCUGCAACGAGAUGAGGCAAUGGCUAAUAAUCCUAGAGUUGGGAAUGCUGCAUUCGGUGAUGCUGAGCCUGAGGAUAACCGAGGGCAGGAAACGCGCUUUUCUGUGCCCCCCCUCCGACCAAGAACUGACAGCAUAACUGAGUCGCUGAAAGACGAUCUCAAUGCAGUUCGAUCUGCAUUUAUGUCUCCGUUGCAGCGCAUGUUGAGUUCGACCAGCGCGAAAGAUGGCCGCCCACCUGAAAGUUUCACAUCUCGUGUGAUUGCAGAGGAAACAGGAUGCGCAACGUCUCGGCUUGUGAUCCCGCAAUGGAAAGUUGAUGCACGAUUCUCAAAUUUGCAGCUAUGGUUGGUAUCAACGGAUCGCAAGACAGACGUGGCUGGAUGUGUGCUUUCCAGUGCAUUUGUCGCUAAGUUUGACAGCGCGCUUGAAGGAGGUGAAUUAUCGAGCUCUUCGGAAACUUGUGACCUUGUGGCGGCGUCAGUUCGGUUAAACAAAGUAGAGGUACUGGUUGGCUCGCCGGCGGCCAGCGAUGCCGAUCAACUGAAGCCAACGCAUCACACAGGAACGCUGGUCGAGAGCUUCGAAGUCGAUGUGCAAUUCGCUCUUCACCAGUGCUUUCGACCUACACUUGAAGAGGCCAUCGACCCGGAGAGCAAUGAUGAAAACGCUGGCUCGAAGAAUUUGCCGGAACUAUUUCUUCGAGACGUUCCAUCAGAGUGGCAUCAGUGGAUUCUUAGUGAGCCGACUGUGCGUAUUGACCAGAUCAGUUCACAUAUUGCGUACCGAGACCUACCGCUGUUGUUGAAGAUUGCUGCGAGCUUGACCAGUAUGCUGGGUGCAGAGAAAAAGAUUCGCAAUACUUUCAUCGCGCGACUGAAAGCAGCGUCGGAUGACCUCGACUGGCCCGAUUUACCGGAUGCGACAGGGGAUUAUUCUGAAUAUGCUCACUACUUCGGUAUUCAAUUCCGAUUGAUUAACAACAUCGUAGACCAGGCGUCACCAGUUGUCGAGCUCAACUCGAAGGAUAUUGAGUUUCUCCUCCGAGUAGAGUCAAACUCGAUGACAGAAGUCAUCGCGUGUUGCAAAGCUGAAGCGAAGUACCAAAAUCUGCGUCUUGUAACGAUGGAGCCACUUGUAGAACCUUGGAGCGUUAAGAUGGCGCUUUCCCAGCAACAAUUACGCAUACGCAGUUUGGACGAUAAGGAGCUGCUAACACAGUCACCUUGGAAGCUGGACAUUUCAUCGGAUGUAUUUCUUCAACUGAAUUUGACUGAUGCGCUGAUUGCCAAUCUGGUGGCUGCGGACCGAGCUUGGCGAUGGGUUGUCAACGCUGGUGGCGAUUCACGCGAAAUGACCGAGUAUUCCACGUACUGGAUCCGAAACAAUACUGGAAUGCCUUUACGCUAUUGGGGUGCGUCAUGCAACGAACAUUUUAUCGCUCCUGGUCAAGAGGAGCCACUCCGUUUCAACAAACUGGAACCGGACAACGAAACAAGAGAAGGUAGCAGAAAACGCCGAAAAGGUGCGCGACGCAAUCCGCACGUUAGCGAGCGCCAGCUCUUUAUUGCCGUCGAGGAGGAGUAUCCAAGCGACAGCUUGUCCAAUAUUUCAAGGAAAUGGCAAAGUGAAGCACCUAUUCCAGUUGACCAAGUUGAUUCGCGUAUGUAUGCUCUAGUGGACUUCGAAGCGGAUUUUACGGCAACUCGAAUGAGGAAGUGUGAGUGCGUCAUUGACGUGCUUGUUGAGCGUGGAUGCAAAUAUUUUGUGGUGCGCUCGACACUGAAUUUGGAGAACCAAACGUCUUCCGACCUAGAAGUCGAGUUUGUUCCUCCUCAGCGCCGUUCGCUGAGAGGAGGGGUUACCUCACAAGGGAUUACUUUGCCGAUCUGGAAGAAGGUGGUCAAGGCUUCGUCUGUUGUUCCUGUUCCGGUGCAUAUUGUGUCAUCCGGUGAAGGAUACGUGAUGGUGCGUCCUCCAGAGGUCAAGGCGACCGAUGGUGGAGAAGGCAGCGGAUUACUGCCAAAGGCCUACGCUAAAGAACGGGUGCAACUCCCGCUAUUCGACCGAGGGAGCUCUUCUGCUAACGAGACCAUGACGCAGAUGGAAACCGAUGAAUCUGGUCAAGCUCAGUGCACGAUCAAAUUUCGACGAUUGUAUAGCGAUCGCCCUGUGCGUCCAUUCAUGAUGAACGUGUGCCUCUCUAACGUGAGUAGUGCACUGUACCACCGAACGCUGUCUUUCCACCCGCCGCUGAUCGUGCAUAAUCUAACAGCCGGGCCGCUAGAUUUCUGCUUGGCAACUCCAAAUGAUUGGUCGCCUGCAGUGGAAGCUGUGACGCUGACGAACGCUGCAAUGAACGCCGGAUGGGAAACUCGCGAGCAGCGUCUGCGUGAGCGAGGAACUAUCAACGUUGCCGAUUCGCUAAUUUGGCACGUGUCGAGUGAGGAAACGCCUCUCGAACUGAGUGUCCGAAUGAAGGGAUUCGACUGGAGCGAGCCGCUCGAGCUCGUGGAAGAUUUAGGCGAUGUUGUCCGGAUCAAGAUGAAAGAUCUCGUGAGUGACGCACACCUUUAUAUUACUGCAGAAAUUCGGAUGAGCAGAGGUCACUGUCGUGAGCUGUUCCUAUAUGUGCCUUACUGGAUUGUCAACCUGACGGGCCUGAAACUGGAAUACGAAUAUGAGGAAGAACGGAUGGGCCGCGAGCACUCUACCGCUUUGCUGGCAGGGCAGAAGCGACUAGAUCGUGACGAGAUUCUACUGAAAGAGAACCAAAGAGCCAAGGCGACCCGGCGAGAUCGCAAUCCUCAUCUUCUUGGCCCUAACAAAAGACGACAUCCGAGACUUCUGCCAAGUGUGCCUCCUGUAAAGGGCUUGCUGGAUCUUCUCCCGAAGACCAUCGAGUAUGAUCCACGUAGUCUUGGGCAACUGGAAGUUCUGCAAACGUGCCAUUCCGACUACACGAUGGACCGUGGUUGCGUCCGUUUACGAGUCAGCAACGAAAGAGAUGCUGCGGCUUUGGAUGCGAGAAAGGAGAGUGGACAACGGAAAUGGUCUGACCCCUUUGUGUUGGACCAAGCGGGUACGAUUGGUGAGAUUCAAGCAGAUGACUUCGGAGCAAACAAAAGGUUUAGCAUCGGCUACUCGAUAACUCCAGCAAAGGGCGUGUAUUCACGAACAAAGGUAAUCAUGCUGACGCCGCGGUUCAUGCUGAUCAACACGAUGGGUAGUGCAGUCGAGGUGUGUCAUUCGUCGUCUAAGAUGAUGACUCCAUCGGUGAUUGACAUGGCCAAUGCCAGUGGCUCCAUGCCGAACUCCCGAGUGAUGUCUCCUGUAAAUCCUGUAGUCCAGCUAGAAGCUGGAGCGUUUGCCGACUUCCACUGGACACUUCGCUUCGCCAAGACGCGCACGAUUCGUUGUCGCUUUGCAGAAUAUGGCUGGUCAUGGAGUGGUGCCGUUCCUUUAGUGGAGUCUGGCGAAUACGCUGUUCGUAUGCGUCACGAGUCGACCCGGGAAAGCAAACUUGUGCGCGUUACCCUGAAGCUAGACUCAUCGUGUAUAUGCGUGUACUUCCGAGAAGAACGUACGUCUGCGCCGCCGUAUCGAGUGGAAAACUAUUCGUUGGAAACGCUUCGAACGCACCAACACCGUGUGCGCCGCAGUGAGAUUUUAUUGCCUCACCACAGCCUGGAUUAUGCGUGGGACGAACCUACCGAAGAACGUUUGCUUGUCGUCGAUAUGCUUCCGUCAGCAGCUGGCGACAACAGUCGGCCUUUGCGCAUUGGAAGCUUCGACCUGGAUAAAAUCCAGCGUUACUCUGAUGCACUUGGCGGCACUCUGGGCAUUGAGAUCUCCACGGAUGGACCAACUCGCGUGCUACGUUUCACUGAUACGCGAUUACGUGGGGAGAAGGCUGCACCAGCCAAUACCCAAGUGUCUAACGAUCAGUCAGCAAAGACUGAAGCGACUGAGAGCAGCGCCCUGCAGCUACUUCAACGCUUUGUUACAGCUCCUACCAUUCAGGCAGCGCUACGCCUGCAAGGUGUCGGUCUUUCGAUCGUCGACAGUGUUCCAAAAGAGCUGGUGUACAUGUCGGUCUCUGGAAUUGCACUAGAGGUUCUUGUCUCUGAAGUUGAACGGAACAACAACGGGGCAUCUAUCGCAGGAAGCGCUGCGUCGUUGUCACGGCUCGAGCGCGAGACCCAGCCACGAAUUCUUGCAUGCUGCCUUGAGGUGAACGACGUCCAAGUUGACAACCAGCUGCAAGUAACUCCGUAUCCUGUGCUUCUUCGCUUCUCGAAUCCAAGCGGUAGAUCUCGAAUUGUGAAUGGACAAACGGUAAACAUUCCUGUGCUCCAGGUGGGCCUCGUGAAGCACGACGAGUAUGCCGGCAUCGAAUUUAUCAGGCAUUUCAGCGUCAGUGUUUUGCCGGUGCACAUUCGCGUGGACGGUGCGCUGCUCUAUCAGAUACUCCCACUUUUGGUGCACGCCAAAAUUUAUGGCAGCAGCGGAAAUGCAGACGCGGCGGCCAAAAAGCGAGCUGUUGUGUUGAUGAACGGCGUCAGUAGCAACGACCAGACCACUCGAGCUGCGCACAGCCAUUUGCUACUAAAUGACUUCAAUUCCAGUCUGGAAAUACCGGUGAAGGUGCUCGAGGUAGCCCAGAAAGACGGCACCACGUCGGCGGGACCUACUUCUGGACCGACAACGCCUACGAUGAAAAUGAUUACGCGCAGAAACAGCGCUCAGCAGCAACAGCAACUGAUCAGCCCACGUCAUAAUCACCACACGGCUUUGGCUGCGGAGAUCCAGCGCUACACGGCUGUCAAGUACGGGACUCUUGGUGCUCUUGCUGCGAAGGAAGAGCAGACAAAGCUUUACUUCGAAGAGUUCCACAUCGACCCCAUUCGUGCUACAGUCAGUUUUUCGUUUGGUGACAGUGCCGGUGCCAUUGUGGACGGCCACUCGUCGUCACUGUCACAUGCUGCAGCAUUGACCGAUUCAUCGUCGUCGCGAGAAUCUUCUGUGAUCACGGUUGGCCCUCUUCGGCUCAUUUUGAAUGCUAUCGGAACAAGUCUGACUAAGAUCGCGAACGCCCCGUUCCAGCUGAAGGCGCUGCACAUUCACAAUUCCUUUGUCCAGCCCGAUGCGUUGGCUACACGAUUGGCGUCGCAUUACCAGAGUGAGGCGCUGCGUCAGGCUUAUGUCAUCCUGGGAAGCGUUGACGUGCUAGGCAACCCAAUGAUCGCAUGGAAGAAUUUGCGCAGUGGCUUCCAGGACUUCAUCUCGGAGCCAGCGCAUGGGCUUUCACAGCGAAGCCCACAGGCAUUCGCUUUCGGCGUGGGACGUGGUUCACUGUCGCUUGUGCGUGCGUCCGUGUACACCUUCCUGGAUUUUAACACGCGUAUUCUGACGGCCUUUUCGCUAGGUCUGUCAGAGGCUUGUUUGAAGCUGGACGACUACACUGGUUACCCCGCAACACGGCAUAUCUUCCAGGGUCUCGUGCAAGGUGUCUCAGGAGUCGUGGUGGCUCCAAUUCACUCGUUUGAGGUCAACGGCGCUCGUGGUGUGUUUCCUGGCCUGAUGGCGGGUGCAUUCGGUCUCGUGCUUAAGCCGCUUCUUGGCUUCUCUCUGGCGACAGCAACGACCGCGGCAACUCUACGCGAUGCCAUUGAUCCGAACACCAAGGCUCUACUUGUACGUGUCCGGCCGCCACGCCACAUCGAUCUGCGGACGAAGCGACUUAAAGUCUAUUCGUAUGUGGAGUCGUUGGGUGAGGAGAUCGUGGGCAAGAUCCGCGGCGGUCGGUAUCGUGCAGAUGGAUAUCUGGGGCAUGUCGACCUCAAGGCGACUCACCAGUGCUUUUUGGUAACUCGUAAGCGGAUCUUGUUCCUCAAUGUGAAGGGCACAGCUUCCGCCCAAACGACCAAGUACGAAGUGGAGUGGGAACUGUUAGCUGAAGAAGUGGUGAUGGUGGAUUGCUCCAGGACGCCAGACGAACAGAUUGUUACCAUUUAUUACAUGGAAGACGAGUUCCGCACAGCAAGUGGUGCGGGGAGAAGUGCAUCUGCAGCAAACGGAUCUAAUGCCAUGACCACCAGCCGUCGACGGACAACAGGUACACCACGUGGAAUGUUUUUGCAGAAGCACGAGGUGGCGCUGCCGGACACGAAGGUUCUGUUUGUUCGGGCCAUGUUGCAGCAGCAGGAGCGCUCCUUGCUGACGAAGAUGAAUUGCAACACGAGGGAUGGCUCACCACACCAUGCGCCUGCAGUGGCUAGGACAAGCUCGAUAGAGUUGAACACACCGUGGCAGCCUCAACACUCGUAUAUGCCGUUGGAGUACCCGAUUUUCCGUCUGCCGCCAUCACUGCACCACACUCGCAGUUUCGCAAACCUUGCGCAGAUGUCGCCGUCACACAAUCAAUAG